CAAUCCAGGUUUAUUAACUGGGAGUGUCCAAUGUGGACUAUAAAGAGCGAUGCCUGUGUUUCUUAGAUAUGAGGAAGUGUGAGGCAUGUGACAGGAAGACACAGACUCACUACACUUCAUGAAGAUGUUGCGAAUCUCCUUGUGGCUCUGCGUGGGACUGUCGGUGUGUGGGUUUGCCUUUUGUUCCAUCGAAUGUCCUGAUGGAAAGCUGUGCCCUGAUUUAUCCACCUGCUGCCUCACUGGGCAUGGAUUCAGCUGCUGCCCACUUCCAGAGGCUGUGUGCUGCUCUGACAAGGCCCACUGCUGCCCCUCGGGGUAUCGCUGCAACCUAGCCACGAUGAUGUGUGAGAAAACAGACCAGCCGUGGGUGAGCCUCCCCAUGCUGACGAAGGAGGCUGCAGAGGAACCACCCGCUCUUGAUUUGUCUACAAACCUUGUUGAGGAGCUCAAAAACGACAACGGCCUGGCACAGAAGAGUACAGGUGUGCAAUGUGACAGCUUUUACAUGUGUCCUGAUCGAACAACCUGCUGCAGACAUCCCAAGGGCGCCUGGUUCUGUUGCCCCUAUUAUCCUGGAAGGUGUUGUCUGGAUGGAUUCCAUUGUUGCCCGUAUGGCUAUGACUGUGACUUAACGUACACUCACUGUAUAAGGGAUGGCUUCAAAUAUCCAUUUUACUACAAACAAGCUCUGACCUCAGUCCCAGCUGCCCUCAUUUCACACCCAGAGGAGAACAGCAUCCAGUUGGAGAAAUCCCUGACAGCUUUAACAGAAGCUAGCGAUGCCCCGUCUGAACAUGGAGUCAUCCGCUGUGAUAGCAAGUUCUUCUGUCCUGCUGGAACUUCUUGCUGCAAGGGAGCUGAAGGCCAGUGGACCUGCUGCCCCUACCCGCUGGGGAAAUGUUGUGCAGAUGGUCGGCACUGCUGUCAGUAUGGAUACACCUGUGAUGCCACAUCAGCCACCUGCAGAAAAUUGUAGGUCAUCUGAGGACCACAAGGAUACACUGUAGAGACAGCUUUACAGUGAACCAUGUCUGCUUUAGCAAAUAAUGUCACGUCAUGUCUGAAAUACAUGCAAACAUGUUAAAGAAAAAAAGCUGCAAAAUGGA
This is a messenger RNA of Oryzias latipes (Japanese medaka), 1106 nucleotides long. RefSeq names its product progranulin. NCBI's taxonomy places the organism in Eukaryota, Metazoa, Chordata, Actinopteri, Beloniformes, Adrianichthyidae. The record is from RefSeq and is a predicted model, not a curated record. Gene Ontology annotation, cellular component: extracellular region.